This is a messenger RNA of Melanotaenia boesemani (Boeseman's rainbowfish), 4195 nucleotides long. It is a transcript of the gene stk3, whose product is annotated as serine/threonine kinase 3 (STE20 homolog, yeast). Gene Ontology annotation, molecular function: protein serine/threonine kinase activity; ATP binding. Gene Ontology annotation, cellular component: cytoplasm. Bases 147 to 1646 code for a protein of 499 amino acids. Lineage: Eukaryota; Metazoa; Chordata; Actinopteri; Atheriniformes; Melanotaeniidae. The transcript is spliced from 11 exons. The record is from RefSeq and is a predicted model, not a curated record. Gene Ontology annotation, biological process: regulation of MAPK cascade; intracellular signal transduction; protein phosphorylation.
CCGUCAUCUGACCACCGCUCCAGCUGGCCCUCUACUAGUUUUUGACAACAACGACUCUGCCGACAAUGUUCACUUGACCAUUGGUUACAAAACGUCCAUAACUCAUUCUUAGUCUUUUGUGUUUUUCAUUUUUAGUUUUGUGCAUCAUGGAGACGGCUGCGCCCAAAAGUAGGCUGAAAAAACUGAGUGAGGACAGUUUGACCAAACAACCAGAAGAAGUGUUUGAUGUUCUUGAGAAACUAGGCGAAGGCUCUUAUGGCAGCGUCUUUAAAGCCAUCCAUAAGGAGUCAGGACAGGUGGUGGCCAUCAAACAGGUUCCUGUGGAGUCUGAUCUGCAGGAAAUAAUCAAGGAGAUUUCCAUUAUGCAGCAGUGUGACAGUCCAUAUGUAGUGAAAUACUAUGGCAGCUACUUCAAGAACACAGACCUGUGGAUUGUCAUGGAGUAUUGUGGAGCCGGCUCUGUCUCUGACAUCAUCAGACUGCGCAACAAGACGUUGACCGAAGAUGAGAUUGCCACCAUCCUAAAGUCAACACUGAAGGGUCUUGAAUACCUUCACUUCAUGAGGAAGAUCCAUCGUGACAUCAAGGCAGGAAACAUCCUUCUCAACACUGAGGGACAUGCCAAACUGGCAGACUUCGGAGUUGCAGGACAAUUAACGGACACGAUGGCAAAGAGAAACACAGUGAUUGGCACCCCAUUCUGGAUGGCCCCGGAGGUGAUCCAGGAGAUCGGCUACAACUGUGUAGCAGACAUUUGGUCUCUGGGCAUCACAUCCAUAGAGAUGGCAGAGGGCAAACCCCCUUAUGCUGAUAUUCAUCCCAUGAGGGCUAUCUUUAUGAUUCCCACCAACCCACCUCCUACAUUCAGGAAGCCUGAGCUUUGGUCAGAUGAUUUCACAGACUUUGUCAAGAAGUGUUUGGUUAAGAACCCCGAACAGAGAGCAACCGCCACGCAGCUCCUACAGCAUCCAUUCAUCAGCCAAGCAAAGCCAGUUACAAUCCUGAGAGACCUGAUAACUGAAGCCAUGGAGAUGAAAGCCAAGAGGCAGCAGGAGCAGCAGCGAGAGCUGGAGGAGGAGGAUGACAACUCGGAGGAGGAAACUGAAGUGGACUCUCACACUAUGGUGAAGUCAGGCUCAGAGGGGGCCGGCACCAUGCGGGCUACCAGCACUAUGAGUGAUGGGGCUCAGACCAUGAUUGAGCAUGGGAGCACCAUGCUGGAGUCAGACCUGGGCACUAUGGUCAUCAACAGUGAUGAUGAAGAAGAGGAGGAAGACCAGGGAUCGAUGAGAAGACACGCCACCCCCCAGCAGCCCAUACGUCCAUCAUUCAUGGAUUAUUUUGACAAGCAGGAUUCCAACAAGGCAGCCCAGCAGCAGGAGAACUACAACCACAACCAGCCACAGGAGCAGCCCGGUUACCACAUCCAGUCUAAAAACGUCUUCCCUGACAACUGGAAGGUUCCCCAGGAUGGAGACUUUGACUUUUUGAAGAAUCUGGAUUUUGAGGAGCUGCAGUUGCGCCUGAGUGCCUUAGAUCCCAUGAUGGAGCGGGAAAUUGAGGAGCUCAGGCAGCGUUACACAGCCAAAAGACAGCCUAUCCUGGAUGCAAUGGAUGCUAAGAAGAGACGACAGCAGAACUUCUGAGUGUUGUUUCUCCUCCCCUGGUCUAGUUUUCCCAGAAGCCAGCACUAAACGUAUGUCUCAGUGACUCAGGGGAAAUAAAGAUGACCAUAAUGUUUUCAUUGGAUGCCCUGUUCUAACAGUUAAUUCCCCUCUGAAUGAAGUUGAAACUUUUUUUUUUUUCUUCAAUGACAUCCAUUAGACUCUUGGAAUUCACUCCCACCAGCUUUUGUUAGUUGUUUUUGCUCUACAGUUCCUGUGUAGUUGUUUUCUUAUGAGCAAUGCUCAGGACUGUAGCCAAAAAGAGAAGCAACCCGAGACCAUUAGACAUCCGAAAGUCACAAAAAGGAAUUUCCUCUUUUCUCUGUGACAUGCCCGUCAUGUCAUGCACCCUCUGAAAAUUAGCAUCUACACAUAAGGAAACCCUCUGCAGCAGAGUCUUUCUUUUUUCUUUUUAUCAGACUUUUUUAUGUUGUGUGUAAAUAAAAUCUAGAGCCUAGUAUAAAAAUACCUGCAUCAAAAGCUGUGGUUCAUCCAUGACCAAAGACAAUCAAAAUUAUGUUGGUAAGGAAGUAGAGAAUGCCUUAAAAUAUUUUAAAUUUAGUUUUAGUGAGAAGCAAUGUGAUAAAAGAGCCAAGUCAUUGGAUGUUUGAAUCCAUUUCUUCACAAGGAGACGAGCCCGAGAAGAGUGGUUGAAGCCGACAAUGAAUAACAGAUCAUGCAUGUUUUCACUUCUUUGUGGACCACAAGAAUUUAAAUUGUAUCUCAUCAGUCUUUAUCUUCUUUUAUUUAAAUUGUUUGCUCAAGUAUGUUGUUUUGGCUUUGUUAUAUGCAGCCACUGCACUGUCUACAGUAACUGACACCAUGUAUCUUAGUGCCUCUUGACUCUUCAAUCCCACACUGCUCUUGGACCUUCAUGCAUUUAAAAUCUGAGUCUUCGAGAACCAAGUGAUCCGUUAUUUAGGAUAUAAUUAAGACAGAUUUGACAGACUCAAUUUUUUUAAAUAUUUCACAUUAUGAGGAAUGGAUUUGAAAUUGGAGGGACUUUUAAAACCUUUCCACUCUCUGACAUCCUCUCCAUAAAGCAGUAGAAGAAACUGGAGUUCAGGGAAGUAGGCAGUCCUGAAUUCUAAGAGUUUAUUUGCUGUAAUAAUAAAGCUAAAAAAAAAGAAAUUACCUUAGUAAGAUCAUUUAAAAUAAACAGCCGCGUCAUCGGACGCCAUCCAUUUUUUUUAUUACAGUAAAAGCUUCUUCCAGUUGUUGCUUAUGUGUUAUUUUAGCAAUGAUGCAUGAAAGUGCUUUAUCAUUUUUGUUUCGUGUGAUGCUAUCAAUGAAGGAAUCAAAGCGUACUGCACCUUGUGGGUGCUGGGACACAAGCUCAUUUUUAAAAGCUAAAACAAAAAGGAUCACACACAAGUGUUUGUCUUGUUUCUUUUGUACAAAUGAGGGUUAUUUCUGCGCUGGAGCUCCAUAAUGUCAGUACCAGCACAUGUAAUGGUCAGUAAGUAGAAAUCUGUUAAGAAAUGCAGAUUUCUUUGCUGUUGUCUUGCCACUUUAAUAACUGAAUUCAAGGCAAUUUAUUGAUAUUAAUACUGACUUUUAUGUGAUUGUUCUUUCCUCUUAAAUAUCAAAAUAAUGUAAAAAAAAAAAUCAUUGAACGGUUCAUUGGAAAUUAAUAGAUUAGCAGGAGCUGUUAUGGCUUCUGUGUUUCUGUUGGUGUGGAUUGUUUUGAUCAUUUUCAUGCUAACAUCGACUCUGAAUGAAUUAAUUCUGUCUUAAUAUCAAAUACAUGUAGAGCAUGUGUGCACAUUGCUGUUACAUAUGAAUGUGAUUUGCCAGUUUUAAUAAAACAGACCUGUUACAUUGUCUUACUGCUUCAUCUGAUGAGCAGUGAGGCAGAAAUGAGCUGACGUCACCAACCUGAAUCCAGAUUUCAAUCAGUACUAAGCUGCUUGUGAAUUGUAAUGUCUGGUUGUUUUUUGUUAUACUUUGUUUUAUUUUUCUACUAAAUGUGAACCAGAUCUUUGGAUGGAGAUCUAAUAAAUAUUUGCAUCUGCAACUUGGGUUAAAAAAUUCACCUUUUAUUUAUUAAAUGUGUUGUUUUUUUUCUUUUUGUCACAUUGAUUUCAAUCUGGUCGCUGAUGUGGCUGUUAAUUCAUUUGCCCCUUGGCCCAGCUGAUGUGUUGACCCCUCAGUCAUCAGACUAAGCAUGUUUGCUAUGUAGAGGAAUGCUGUUGUAUUGACUGCACCAGGAAGAGGACUGGUAAUACCGAUGGAUUAUUUUGAUUUAGCUUUUAAUAAAAACUUUGCUCUGUUCAAUUAAAAAAAGGUGAUAAGGAAAAUUAUAUUGCUUAGCACUGGCCAUAAAAUGUACCAUUCUGAAAUACCAUUUUGUAAUAUCUUUAUAUGAUUUGUCUUCCUUUACUUUUACUUUAUUGUGACUUAAGGGUGUAGAGUGGAAUGUAAGCAGUCAUGUUUAAACCACUUAAUUUAUGUUUUUGUUUGUAAUACUUACUAUAAAACUUAUAAAGUUUUUAAAAAUGUAAAAAAUAAUAAAGGUUACUUACAGUUAA